Serendipita indica DSM 11827 is the source of this 306-nucleotide messenger RNA. NCBI's taxonomy places the organism in Eukaryota, Fungi, Basidiomycota, Agaricomycetes, Sebacinales, Serendipitaceae. The record is from the annotation of a GenBank genome assembly.
AUGUCAGCGACUGUCGACCAAAAGUAUGAGCUGGCCCGGAAAAUUGGUGGGCAAGUCUUUAACAAGUCGAAGCUGAGCAAGGAGGAGAUUCUCGAGAUGUGGGUAAUGAACAGAAUGAUUCAUGGCGCUGGUUCCAGCAUCAUUCCUCCAACUGCAGAGCAAAAAAAAGCGCUGCAGGAUUGGGCUCAUUUAAGUCAAAACGACGUGAAAGAGAGCUUCAUCCACUUAGUCGUAGACAAGCUCGAGCUUGUUAAAGACGACAAAGACUUGCCCAAAGCUAAGGAAUGGCUUGCUGAGCUUAAAUAG